Messenger RNA from Mycetomoellerius zeteki, 2950 nucleotides. It is a transcript of the gene Rtel1, whose product is annotated as Regulator of telomere elongation helicase 1. Gene Ontology annotation, molecular function: ATP binding; hydrolase activity, acting on acid anhydrides, in phosphorus-containing anhydrides; DNA polymerase binding. Bases 1 to 2904 code for a protein of 967 amino acids. The record is from RefSeq and is a predicted model, not a curated record. Gene Ontology annotation, biological process: negative regulation of t-circle formation; DNA repair; regulation of double-strand break repair via homologous recombination. Gene Ontology annotation, cellular component: nucleus. The transcript is spliced from 11 exons. Lineage: Eukaryota; Metazoa; Arthropoda; Insecta; Hymenoptera; Formicidae.
AUGCCCGAUGUCACGAUUAACGAUAUCAUCGUUAGCUUCCCCUUUAAACCGUAUUCUGUGCAGGAGGAGUAUAUGAGAAAGGUGAUAGAAUGCCUACAAAAUGGUCAGCAUGGUGUCUUGGAGUCGCCGACAGGUACUGGAAAGACUUUGAGCCUUUUGUGUUCCUCCUUAAGUUGGCUGUUGACAAAGAAAGCUCAAUUACAAGCACAAGUGAUAGCAGGUGCAAUAGAAAAGAAAGACUUUGGUGGAAAUUUCUUUAAACAUUUAACCAGUGGGCUUGAGAAAGCAGCAGGAGUACCAGAUCAUGUUCAAAGUUUUGGCUGGGCUAUGCCCAAAAUUAUUUAUGCGUCUCGAACACAUUCUCAAUUAUCUCAGGCUAUGUAUGAAUUGAAGAAAACGUCAUACAAACAUGUAGCUACUGCUGUAUUGGGAUCCCGAGAUCAGCUAUGCAUUCAUCCAGAAGUUUCUAAAGAAACAAGUUCUUUUAACAAGAUACACAUGUGUCAUGCCAAAGUGAAGUCAAGAACUUGUUUUUAUUUCAACAAUGUCGAAACCAAAAAAGAUGACCCUGUAUUUAAACAGGAGGUACUAGACAUAGAAGAUUUAGUUAAAGUUGGACAAAAGCACAAAUGUUGUCCAUAUUUUUUGGCAAAGGAAUUGAAGCAGAAUGCAGAUAUCGUUUUUAUGCCUUAUAAUUAUCUACUAGAUCCUAAGACACGAAGGUCGCAAGGUAUAGAUUUACAAAAUACUGUAGUUUUAUUGGACGAAGCUCAUAAUGUUGAAAAAGUUUGUGAAGAAGCAGCAUCAUUACAGAUAAGCAGUACAGAUAUUGCAAUGUGUAUCGAUGAAGUAACUGCAGUAAUGCAAGAUAUGGCUAAGGAUUCAGAUCGGCAGAAUGACUUUCUGUCAGAGAAUAAUGUUCAAAAAGAUUUUACAGCAGAAGAUUUGUGUAUCUUAAAAGCAAUGUUUUUAGAACUGGAAAAAACAAUCGACUCUAUUGAAUUAAAAAACCGCAGUGAGGGAGACACUUUCCCUGGCGGAUAUAUUUUUGAAUUACUUGAGAAAAUUGAAUUGACACAUGGUAAGGAACAAAUCGUGGUAGACAAACUAGAAAAACUUAUUUUAUAUCUGACAACUACCAGUACUUCACCAUUUGCAAGAAAAGGGAAUGCAUUGCAAAAAUUCAGUGAUUUAUUGAGAACUGCUUUUAACAGCGGUGCGUCUAUUGCACGUCACAAAGAAAAAGUAAAACGUUGCUACAAAGUUCACAUACAAAUGGAAGAGCAAAAAAAGAAUUACAGGAACGAUGUCUGGGAGAGUAAAAAGACAACUAAAACGGAUGGAAAACUUAUUAGUUACUGGUGUUUCAGCCCUGGUUUCGGUAUGGAACAGAUGGUAGAACAAGGCAUACGUUCAGUAGUGCUCACAAGCGGCACAUUAUCUCCGUUAAAACCAUUCAUAUCGGAACUCGGUAUACCAAUCGCGGUCCAACUGGAAAAUCCGCAUAUAGUAACGAAGAAACAAGUAUGUGUUGGUGUUCUUAGUCAAGGACCAGAUAACCAUCCACUUAAUUCAUCUUAUAAUACAAGAAAUGAUCCGAAGUAUAUUGCGUCUCUUGGAAGAACAGUAUACAACUUUAGUUGUAUUGUCCCCCACGGAUUGUUAAUAUUCUUUCCAUCGUAUCCAAUCAUGAAAAAAUGUAGGGACGAAUGGCAGAAUAUGGGUUUAUGGACGCAGAUUGCUGAACGUAAGCCCAUUUAUGUAGAACCAAACUCUAAAGACGGAUUUGUUAAUGUGAUGAAUGAGUACUACCAAAAAAUUAAAGAUCCGUCUUGCAAGGGGGCUGUUUUUAUGGCAGUCUGUCGAGGAAAAGUCAGCGAAGGUCUGGAUUUUGCUAAUGCAAACGGUAGAGCUGUGUUAAUCAUUGGUCUUCCAUUUCCACCUUUAAAAGAUCCGCGAGUUAUGUUAAAACAAAGAUAUUUGGAGGAAAUAAGGACGACAAAAAAAGAAAGUCUAACUGGACAAGAAUGGUAUCAACUUGAAGCAUCCCGAGCUGUUAAUCAAGCUAUCGGCAGAAUAAUAAGACACAAAAGCGAUUAUGGUGCUGUUAUAUUAUGUGAUUGUAGAUUUGAAAAUCCAAACUUCAAUAAACAAUUAUCUGCUUGGCUUAGACCAUACGUAAAAAAGUUUACGAAUUUUGGAAUGAUCACGAAAGAGUUACGAGAAUUUUUUAGGAACGCGGAGAAUACAUUGCCGCAACCUAGUAUCACUCAUGCACAAUAUGGGAACAUUGAUAUAUCAUUACCUGCGGUGGGUGCUACCUUUGAAACAACGAUAUCUCAUUCUCUCAGACAAAAAGCACAAAACAAUUCUGCGACAGAAAAAUUAAUUAAGAAUAGUUUUGACAUAAAUAUGUAUCUAGAUGAAAGUGCAAAGGACAAACAGUCAUUGAAGCCACAAUCUGCAAUUAAUUUUAGUGCUUGUAAAUUAAAAGACAAUCAGAGUACAUGCGAAUUAGCAAAACAUCGAUCUGAAGAACCAGUUGCAAAAAGAAGAAAAAUUAAUAUUAUAUCACCUGAAAUUGAUUCAUAUUUUUCUGCUCCUUCGACAUCUUCGUUAAAAGUUUCCGAAAGUAAUUCUGGGCAAAAUUUCACCCAAAACGAUAAGGAUAAGGACAUGAAAGACGAUAAAAAGGCACUGGGAAAACAAUACUUGAAGGAUGUGAAACGAGCAUUAUCUGCGAGUGAUUAUAAAAUAUUUGCAAGUAUGAUACAAAGCUAUACGCAAAGUGGCGAUUUUGACGAGUUAUUGAAAACAUUAUUAAAUUUAUUUCCACCGACUGGGCUGCUAUGGCAUUUGUUUAUAGGUAAGUUUAUUCAUGUCAAUAAAUUGGAGAUGAGAUGAUAAGAAAUACAACCUAAAGAAUGAAAACUUUUAAAAAAAUUUUUCU